This is a messenger RNA of Mixia osmundae IAM 14324, 447 nucleotides long. RefSeq names its product glycosyltransferase family 20 protein. Gene Ontology annotation, molecular function: catalytic activity. The coding region runs from base 1 to 447 and encodes 148 amino acids. The record is from RefSeq and is a predicted model, not a curated record. The transcript has a single exon. Gene Ontology annotation, biological process: trehalose biosynthetic process. NCBI's taxonomy places the organism in Eukaryota, Fungi, Basidiomycota, Mixiomycetes, Mixiales, Mixiaceae. Gene Ontology annotation, cellular component: cytosol; alpha,alpha-trehalose-phosphate synthase complex (UDP-forming).
AUGACCGUGGCGGCGAGCCCAAAUGCCGUCCUAGUACGUGCAUUGACCGCGGUAGCGACGUCUCACCGCUUUGCACAUGCUCAGGAAGCACAAAUUCGCUUGAUGACGGCGUACACUCCAGAAUUAUUCGACUCGCGGGCAGCGUCGCAAUCUCAGCAGCGUCCGCUGCCGCCAUUCCGAUUGGCUCAGAGAAGAGGCCAGUAUGCUCCUGCCAGCUCAGAUGACAAGGGCGCGGUUGCCUCCUACGAAGGCUAUUGCAAAGGCUGCGUUUGGCCUUUCUUGCACUAUCGGGCGCUCGUGAACAACGGGGAGAAAGAGGAUGGAGCAAGAACCUGGCCAGCUUUCUAUGCCGCCAAUUUCGCUUUCGCCGAUCGGCUGACCGAAGUGUACAGGUCUGGCGAUCUGAUCUACAUCGACAACUGCCACCUCAUGUUCUUGCCCCGCUAA